This is a messenger RNA of Pyrenophora tritici-repentis Pt-1C-BFP, 1463 nucleotides long. Its product is annotated as ChiA, Chitinase. The record is from RefSeq and is a predicted model, not a curated record. Gene Ontology annotation, molecular function: chitinase activity; chitin binding. Gene Ontology annotation, cellular component: extracellular region. Lineage: Eukaryota; Fungi; Ascomycota; Dothideomycetes; Pleosporales; Pleosporaceae. Gene Ontology annotation, biological process: carbohydrate metabolic process; chitin catabolic process.
AUGUUUGUCUCAGGUGUAACAUUGUUACUUGCGUCACCUAUGAUUAUCCAGGCCGCCGCAAUACAACAACAGCCCCUUGGAGAAAUGAAAUCUCCAGCUGCUACGGGGUUCAAGAAUGUGGCCUACUUUGUGAACUGGGCUAUUUAUGGUCGCAACUACAACCCUCAAGAUCUUCCCGCUGAGGAACUUACCCAUGUUCUUUAUGCUUUUGCAGAUGUUCGAGACUCUGGCGAGGUUUUCUUGACAGAUACCUGGUCGGACAUUGACAAACACUACGCGAAUGACUCGUGGAAUGACGUUGGUAACAAUGUCUAUGGAUGCGCUAAGCAGUUGUUUCUCCAGAAGAAGCGCAAUCGUGGCUUGAAGGUGCUCUUGUCGAUUGGUGGCUGGACGUACUCUUCCCACUUUGUCCAGCCAGCCUCGACCGCAGAUGGCCGGGCCAGGUUCGCAAGCACUUCCGUAAAGAUCCUAUCUGAUCUUGGCUUCGAUGGCCUCGACAUUGACUGGGAAUAUCCGGCAGAUGAGACACAAGCCAACAACAUGGUCUUGCUUCUGGCCGCAGUCCGUGAAGCACUCGACACAUACUCUAGUCAAAACGCCAACGGCCAACAUCUUCUCUUGACCGUUGCUUCCCCUGCAGGUCCCACCAACUACAACAAAAUGAAGCUCAAGGCCAUGGACCAGUACCUCGACUUCUGGAACUUGAUGGCCUACGACUACGCCGGUUCCUGGGACACAAACGCUGGCCACAUGGCAAACUGGUUCCCCUCCACAACUAACCCAAACAGCACCAUGUUUAGCACCUCUAAAGCCCUCUCCGACUACAUUGCCGCCGGCGUCCCCGCCUCCAAAAUCGUCGUCGGCAUGCCCCUCUAUGGCCGCUCCUUUGCCGCGACCGACGGCCCUGGAAAACACUUCCAAGGCGUCGGUCCCGGAACCUGGGAAUCAGGUGUCUACGACUACAAAGUCCUACCUGAUAACGGCGCUGUAGAGUACACAGACACGGAUAUUGCGGCAAGCUGGAGCUACGAUGCUGGUAAACGUCUUAUGAUUAGUUACGAUACCCCUGCUAUUAUCCAGCAAAAGACGCAGUUGAUUAGGGAGCAGGGGCUUGGUGGGGGGAUGUGGUGGGAGAGUUCUGGUGAUAAGAAGGGCGAGGGGAGUUUGAUCUCGACUUUUGUGAAGAAUAUUGGUGGUACGGGUCAGCUUGACCGGUCGUCUAAUUUACUGAGUUACCCGGUGAGCAAGUAUGAUAACUUGCGGGCGGGGAUGCCUAACAAUUAGGGUCUUGGAGAAGGUGGUGCGAGGAAGCUUGUGACGGUAGGUACAUGUGCAUUGCAAGAUGAUGUUCUUGUCACGGUCUGGUCAUGCGUUAUUGCUAUCUCACUCGCCUCAUAUCUUUCUUUAGAUGAUCUAGUUACCCUAGUUCCUUCCUUUUUUGUAUAUACCCAUAUUGUUUCCUU